This is a messenger RNA of Suillus discolor, 388 nucleotides long. RefSeq lists its product as uncharacterized. Gene Ontology annotation, molecular function: protein binding; structural molecule activity. Bases 124 to 333 code for a protein of 69 amino acids. Lineage: Eukaryota; Fungi; Basidiomycota; Agaricomycetes; Boletales; Suillaceae. Gene Ontology annotation, biological process: positive regulation of TORC1 signaling; cellular response to amino acid starvation. The record is from RefSeq and is a predicted model, not a curated record. The transcript is spliced from 2 exons. Gene Ontology annotation, cellular component: nuclear pore outer ring; Seh1-associated complex.
CGAACCUUCCUUGCGAACUUGAAACCCUCACAAGAAAGAACAACCGCAUAACAAUUGCUACUACAUCUCAACGCGUAUUUCAAAUUAUUUGUUCCACUCGGACUUUACGAAGCUCGGAAAAACAUGAUACAAACUGGUCUCAUCCAGAGCGCACACAAUGAUCUUCUGACAGACGUAGCUUAUGAUUUUUAUGGGCUUCGCUUGGCUACUUGCAGUCUCGAUCAAAGAAUCAAAGUUUGGCAAGUAGACGAGAAUAAUGGAAAUUGGAACGUCGAAGAUGACUGGAAGGCGAGCAUGUUGGAAGACGCGUUUUUGCGCUUAUCAACCAAUUAAUGCCAGGCUCACGAUGCUACCGUCUCCAAACUAAGCUGGGCUCACCCAGAAUUUG